Messenger RNA from Trichomonas vaginalis G3, 213 nucleotides. RefSeq lists its product as uncharacterized. The transcript has a single exon. Lineage: Eukaryota; Parabasalia; Trichomonadida; Trichomonadidae. The record is from RefSeq and is a predicted model, not a curated record. The coding region runs from base 1 to 213 and encodes 70 amino acids.
AUGAUAUUAGUAGCUAUUUCAGCAGGACUUUACGAGAUGUCUGACUUAUCAGAUGUUAUUAAGCCAGAUGAGGCUAAAUACACUCAAAUGAUGAAAUUUCAAGCCAAGCGCGAGGCAAAGAUCAAAGAAGCUCGCGAAUUAUUAAAGAAGAUGGAAGAGGAAGAAGCCAAGCGUAAAACCCAGGAAGAAGAAGGAAAAAUUAAGACUGAAUAA